Ostertagia ostertagi is the source of this 4548-nucleotide messenger RNA. The record is from the annotation of a GenBank genome assembly. NCBI's taxonomy places the organism in Eukaryota, Metazoa, Nematoda, Chromadorea, Rhabditida, Trichostrongylidae.
AUGACCCCGCCGUGGCCGGCAGCCUGGCCUUUGAUGUCAAGCCUGGGUGUUCCGGGUGCGGAGCUUGCGGGCGCCGAGCAGCAGCAUGCCGGCGGCCCACAGCGCGUAGGUGGCCGGUUCGGGCACGGCCGUCACAUGCAGCAGCACGCUGUUGGCGGUGUACUCGACGGUGAGCUGGUUGCUGCCCAGGCCGUGCCAGCUGAUGUUGUCGAAGACGGAGUUCGACAAGCGCUGGCCGGUGCUGGCGAUGGUGUAGGUGUCGCCCAGCUGCAGCGUCGCGCCCUGGCCCAGCCAGACCGACAGCUCGCCGUUCCACAGCGCCUGGUUCGUGAUGACGAGCUGGUCGGACAGGCCGAGGCUGCCGAGGUCCACAUGCAGCACGGAGCUGUCGUUCAGGCGCAGGCUGCCUUCGAUGGUGAGGGUGCCCAGCGCAGCGUCCAGGCCGGGGUUCAGCGUGCCGUUGUUGACCAGCGCGACACUGCCGCCCCCGGUGUUGACCUUGCCGGUGCCGGUGAUCAGGCCGGCGUUGGUGAAGGAGGUCUGCAGCACGCCGGCCGAGGCGAGCUGGAUGGUGCCGGUGUUGACGAAGCUGUCGCGCGCGUCGAAGGUGCCCGAGUCGAUGGCCAGCAGCCCGCGGUUGUCGAAGCCGUUGGCCCGCGUGGUGCCGGCGCCGCUGCGCACAUAGGUGCCGGUGUUGACGAAGCUGCCGCCACCGGAGGCGCUGCCGUUGCGCAGCGUCUUGUAGGCGUUGGCCGCGUUGGCGCCCUCGUCGUUGAACGUGGCGUUGUUGACGAUGACGCCGCCGAACACCGAGCCGCCGAUGGCGCCGCUGCCGGCGGUCCAGCGGCUGUCGCCUUGCAGCGUCAGCGUGUGGUUCCAGUUGACCGACUGGUUGCGUGUGCCGUCGAAGGUCGUGGUGCCGGUGACGGUGGUGGCGCCCGUCGGGUAGCUGGAGAUGGCGGCCGAGCCGCCGAGCGUGCCGGACUGGAAGUCCAGCGUGGUGACGGUGAUGUGCCCCGUGCCGGACAGCUGCCCGCCCUGCAGGGACAGGGUGUUCAGCGUGUUGGUGCUGGCGUUGUGGACGACGCCGCCCAGGAGGUUGACGUUGCCGUCGAGCCGCGCGGUGCUGGUGAGGACCGUGUUGCCGCGGUCGAAGGUGACCAGGCCGCCGUUGGCGAUGCCACCGCUGACGACGGCCGAGCUCUCGUAGAACGACAGCCGCGCGCCGCUGGCCACGUUGAUCUGGCCGGUGGAGGUGCCCGUGUCGCGCAGUUCCAUCGUGCCGCUGUCGACCUGCAGCGUGCCGGCGUUCUGCAAGCCGUAGGCGCGCGUCAGCCCCGCGCCGGUGCGGACAUAGGUGCCGUUGUUGACGAAGGUGCCGCCGCCCGGAGGCGCUGCCGCUGCGCAGCGUCUUGCGUUGGCGCUGCCGGCGCCUUCAUCGUUGAAGGUGGCGUUGUUGACGAUGACGCCGCCGAACACCGAGCCGCCGAUACCGCCGCUGCCCGCCGUCCAGCGGCUGUCGCCCUGCAGCGUCAGCGUGUGGUUCCAGUUGACCGACUGGUUGCGCGUGCCGUCGAAGGUGGUGGUGCCGGUGACGGUGGUGGCACCGGUCGGGUAGCUGGAAAUGGCGGCCGAGCCGCCGAGCGUGCCGGACUGGAAGUCCAGCGUGGCAACGGUGAUGUGGCCGAUGCCGGACAACUGCCCGCCGCCCUGGAUGGACAGCACGUUCAGCGUGUUGACGCUGCCGUUGUGGACCACGCCGCCGAGGAUGUUGACGUUGCCGUCGAGCCGGGCCGUGCUCGUCAGCGUGGUGUUGCCGCGGUCGAAGGUGACCAGGCCGAGGUUGGCGAUGCCGCCGCUGACGACGGCGCUGCUCUCGUAGAACGACAGUUGUGCGCCGCUGGCGACGUUGAUCUGCCCCGUGGACGUGCCGGUGUCGCGCAGCUCCAUGACGCCGCUGUUCACCUGCAGCGUGCCGGCGUUCUGGAAGCCAUACGCGCGGGUGGCGUCGUUGACGAUGACGCCGCCGAACACCGAGCCGCCGAUGCCGCCGCUGCCGGCCGUCCAGCGGCUGUCGCCCUGCAGCGUCAGCGUGUGGUUCAGGUUCACCGCCUGGCUGCGCGUGCCGUCGAAGAGCGCGGCGCCGGUGACGGUGGUCGAGCCCGUGGUGUACGAGCUCGUGAAGCCGCCCAGCAGGCCGGACUCGAAGGUCAGCGAGCCGACGGUCAGGUCACCGCCGUAGAGCCGGCCGCCGUUGAUGCGCAGCGCGCCGACCUCGCGCGUGCCCGACAGCGCCGUGCUGCCGGCCGACAGCAGCGCCGAGUCGCCCGCGCCCGGCACGCCGAGCAGCGUCCAUUGCGCCGUCGCGGGUUCCGGCACGGCGCUGACGGUGUUGGGGAAGAAGCCCGAGGCCGACGUGGUGACCGUGCCCUCGGGGCCGCUGAAGGACGCGCCGACCGAGUGCGAGAAGUCGACGACGAAGGUGGCGCGCUGGGGCAGCGGAGUGUCCGACUCGAAGCGCGCCGACACGUCCAGCACGGCGACCCAUUCGAAGCUGCCGCCCGGCUCGAAGGUCGAACUGAUGACGGUAGGGGUGUUCGCCUGGAUGUCGAUGUAGUUCGCCGUCGCACCAUCGAACCACGGCGUGUACGGGCGGCCCAGAUAGACGCCGACGCCGCUGCCGGUGAUCUGCAGCGCCUCGAUGGCGGCGCUCAGGCGGGUGUAUUCCGCCAUCGCUGUGGCGUCCCAGGGUUUGCUCCACAGCGCGUCCAUCUCGGUCUGCAGCGCCAUGUAGCCGGGGCGGUAGGCGUAGAAGUUGAAGAUGACCAGGCUCUGGAAGUCCUUGUCCAGCGCCACCAUCUGCGCAGUCGUCAGCGACUGCUGGAUGGCGCCCGUCACCGAGAAGUUGAACGUGACCUUCUCGCCCGGCUGCCAUGCGUGGGCCUGGCCGGUGGUGGCGUCGAUGGCGCCGAAGGUGUCGCCGAACAUGGCUGUCGCGCCGCUGUUGAUGUAGUCGGCCGUGCCACCCGCGGAGGCCUUCAGCGACCCCUCGGCCAGCGAGGCGCGCGAGUAGGCGCGGUCGAGGCCGUUGUAGGUGGUGUUGGCGGUCAGCGAACUCUCGGUGGUGGCGCCGGUGGUGUUGGACACGAGACGGUCCGUCACGGGUGCGGCAUAGAUGUAGGAGACGUUCGCCACGGACAUCGAGUUUUGGGCGAAGGCACCCGCGGCGGCGGUGGCCAGGGCGAGAGCGGUCCAGAGGGCGACUUCAACCUGCACUUCGUCGACAUCCCGCGCGGCGUGCACGAGUACGACGAGAAGGCCCACUGCGAGCCGUCGGAGAAGGGCGACUGCGUCGUGAAGGCGCUGCAGCGCGCCCAGCAGGCGCUGCGCUGCGGGUCGACCGAGCAGGCCCGCAACGAAGCGCUGCGCUACGUCGUCCACUUCGUCGGCGACGUGCACCAGCCGCUGCACGCCACCGGUGACCUGCAAGGCGGCAACGGCUUCAAGGUGCACGGCAGCCUGCACGGCCAGACCUGCAAGGGCGCCUGCGCGCUGGAGAGCGGCAACCUGCAUUCGCUGUGGGAUUCGGGACUCAUCCGCCGCACCGUGUGGGACUGGGGCGCCUACGUCGAGCGCCUGGAGAAGACGCUGCUGGCCACGCAGGACUUCGACCUGAAGAGCGGCGGCGACCAGCCCGCGGACUGGGCCAUCCAGUCGCACGCCGUGGCCGAGCUGAUCUGGAACGACAAGCUGAUCCCGGCCGACGGCACCAUCGACGACGCCUACUACGCCGCCGUGCUGCCGGUGCUGGAUCAGCAGCUCGCGCUGGGCGGCGUGCGUCUGGCCCGCCUGCUCAACGAGACCUUCGCGCCGGGAUCGUGCAGCGCGCCCGUCGCCACCACGCCCUGGCCCAGCGCCGAGAAGGGCCUGCAGCCGGCCACCAACGUCGGCGAGCUGAAAGCCCAGUUCAAGGCCUACCGCGAGAGCGGCUACGCCCGCGACCAGGCCGAGGUGGCCGAAGCCGCGAUGGCCUGGGUUUUGUCCCGCGCCAAGCAGGUGGCCAAGCCGGCGCUGGUGCUGGACAUCGACGAGACCUCGCUCGACAACUGGGGCCAGAUGGCGCAGAACGACUUCGGCUACAUCAUCCACGGCGACUGCACCGCCGCGCCCGGCACCGCCUGCGGCGCCCUGGCCUGGGACGCCCAGGGCCGCGCGCCCGCCAUCGCCGCGACGCUGAAGCUCUACAAGGCCGCCCGCGCUGCAGGCGUGGCGGUGUUCUUCAUCACCGGCCGCAAGGAAGCCGAACGCGCCGCCACCGAGGCCAACCUGCGCACGGCGGGCUACGACGGCUGGGCCGGCCUGGUGCUGCGCCCCGACGGCUCGCACAGCGCCUAUUCCGCCGCCAGCUUCAAGGCCGGCGAACGCGCCCGCAUCGUCAUGCAGGGCUACCAGGUGCUCGCGACAAUGGGCGACCAGCCCAGCGACCUGUCCGGCGGCUACGCCGAGAAGGCCUUCCUGCUGCCCAAUCCGUUCUACCGGAUUCCCUGA